AUGGCAAUGUGCUUGGAACUGGUAGUAAAUCCCAGGAAGGUCUUCAGAGAGGCUGGGUGCAACCCAGAGACUGUUGAUCCAGGUGGAAUACUCCGAUUUUUCCAGGGACCACAGAAAGAGAAACUGGAUAUUUCCUGGCACUUGAUCAUCUUCUACGAGGACAGGAACUUCCAGGGUCGGUGCCAUGAGUGCAGCACUGACUGUGCUGACCUGUCCCCUUACUUCAGCCGCUGUAACUCCAUCCGCGUUGAGAGUGACUGGUGGGUGGUGUAUGAGAGACCCCACUACAUGGGAUACCAGUAUGUGCUGAGCAGGGGGGACUAUCCUGACUACCAGCGCUGGAUGGGAUUCAAUGACAGCAUUGGAUCAUGUCGCAGCUACCCUUCCUACCGAGGAGGUACCUACAGAAUGAGGAUUUAUGAGAGGCCUGACUUUGGAGGGCAGAUGAUGGAAUUCAUGGACGACUGCCCCUCUGUCUACGACCGUUUCCGUUACCAUGACAUCCACUCCUGCCAGGUGAUGGACGGUUACUGGAUCUUCUAUGAACAUCCCAACUACAGAGGCCGACAGUACUUCAUGAGACGCGGUGAAUACAGGAGAUACAGUGACUGGGGCGGAUACAACUCAACUGUUGGGUCCUUCAGGCGCAUGAGGGACUUCUAG
Pristis pectinata (smalltooth sawfish) is the source of this 663-nucleotide messenger RNA. Its product is annotated as gamma-crystallin S-1-like. Lineage: Eukaryota; Metazoa; Chordata; Chondrichthyes; Rhinopristiformes; Pristidae. Gene Ontology annotation, biological process: lens development in camera-type eye; visual perception. The transcript has 3 exons. Gene Ontology annotation, molecular function: structural constituent of eye lens. The record is from RefSeq and is a predicted model, not a curated record. The coding region runs from base 1 to 663 and encodes 220 amino acids.